Messenger RNA from Verticillium nonalfalfae, 1107 nucleotides. RefSeq lists its product as uncharacterized. The coding region runs from base 1 to 1107 and encodes 368 amino acids. Lineage: Eukaryota; Fungi; Ascomycota; Sordariomycetes; Glomerellales; Plectosphaerellaceae. The record is from RefSeq and is a predicted model, not a curated record. The transcript has 2 exons.
AUGACCACCCCCCAAGCGCAGGCAGUGACCGUGUCGCUGAACGAUCUCAAGAAUGGCACCGUCUCCUUUGAGACGCUGCAGAGCGCGUUCGGCCCCGACUCGCUCGGCAUCCUCGUCGUCAAGGAUGUCCCUGCCGAGUUUGCCCACCUCCGCCACCAGACGCUCUCCUACGCCUCCUACCUGGGCAACCUGGGCGCCGACGAGCUGACGAAGCUCGAGAACGUCAAGGCCAAGUACCUCACCGGCUGGUCGCUCGGCAAGGAGCAGCUCAAAAACGGCCAGGCCGACAUGUUCAAGGGUUCGUACUACGCCAACUGCGCCUUCUACAACGACCCCAGCCUCGACUGCGCCCGCCCCACGGCCGAGUUCAACACGGACAACUUUCCCGAGUACCUGUCGCCCAACGUGUGGCCCGACGAGACGGCGCUGCCGGGCUUCAAGCCGAGCGUCGAGGCCCUGUGCCGCCUCAUCAUCGACACGGCCGUCCUCGUCGCCCGCGCCUGCGACCGCUUCGCUGCCGAGGAGAUCCCCAACUACCCGCCCGGCUACCUCGAGCACGUCGUCAGCACGAGCAGCACCACCAAGGCCCGCCUGCUGCACUACUUCCCCCAGACGGAGGCCGACGAGGCCGCCAGCGGCGCCGACGACGACGACUGGUGCGCCACCCACCUCGACCACGGCUGCCUGACGGGCCUCACGUCGGCCAUGUUCAUCGACGAGCACAAGACGUCGCCCGCCGUGCCGCCCGCCGACGCCCUGCGCUCGACGACCGCCAGCCUGCCGCCCCUCGAGGAGCUCGCCAGCAGCCCCGACCCGGCGGCCGGCCUCUACAUCAAGUCGCGCACGGGCGAGACGGUCCAGGUCAAGAUCCCGCGCGACUGCAUCGCCUUUCAGACGGGCGAGGCCCUCGAGCGCAUCACCGACGGCAAGUUCAAGGCCGUGCCGCACUUUGUGCGCGGCGUGCGGGCCUCGGUAAGCGACGGCCGUGUGGCGCGCAACACGCUCGCCGUCUUCACACAGCCCAACCUCGGCGAGGAAGUGGACAUUAAGCAGCACCUGACAUUUGGCGAAUUUGCACGGGGCGUCGUGGCCAAGAACACGGUGUAG